This is a messenger RNA of Cuscuta europaea, 726 nucleotides long. NCBI's taxonomy places the organism in Eukaryota, Viridiplantae, Streptophyta, Magnoliopsida, Solanales, Convolvulaceae. The record is from the annotation of a GenBank genome assembly.
CUUCGAGAUGCUUGAACACUUGAAAAGUCUGUUUGAUUCAGAAAGUCAGACUCUAGAGUAUGAACUUCUGACAGACAUUUUCAAGUGUAGGCUUCAAGAGGGUGGCAACGUGUCUGAGCAUGUCCUCAAAAUGAUUGGCUUAAUUGAAAGGGUUGCUACCACCGGAAUUAAGUUUGAGGAUCGUGUCUCAGCUGCUAUCAUCCUAUAUUCACUUCCAAGUUCAUUUACUAACUUCAUUGUGAAUUAUAAUUUGAACAAAACGAAAGCGACCAUGCCUGAACUCUAUAACAUGCUCAAGUCUUAUGAAGUCUCAACCUCUAAAGGAAAGACUGUUCUUAUGGUAAGCUCUAAUGCUAAGUCUCGUUCUAAGAACAAGAAUAAGCAAAAGAAGAAAGGUAAGGUUGGACCUACUCCUACAGCUCUGAAGCCUAAAGGUGGAGGUCAUAUGAAGCCAAAGGUUGCAAAGGAUGUUUGGCUCUACUGCAAAGAGAAGGGGGCAUUGGAAGAGAGAUUGUGAGCUGUAUAAGGCUAAUCUAGCCAAAGCACCGGGUGCUUCAAGCUCAGAAGCCUGAGAAGCAGUGUAGCAGUUGGACUAGGUAAAAUUGACCUACGCGUGAAGGCUGGAGCAAAAGUUGCUGCUGAACGUGAUAGGAUCUUAUAGUUUAGAUUUGCCCAGUGGUUUUAGAUUAGAAUUAAAUAAUUGUUAUUUUAUUCCUUCUAUUACCA